GUCCGCGGUCACACUGGAAGGUGGGCAAGAAACAAUAAUAAUGCACAUUUAUUUUGGAUAUUUACUAAGAAUUCGGAUAACUAAGCAAUAACGCGUAAAAGGGGCUGCAAAUAAAUGCCUGUUUCUCUAUGUGAAUGGUGUGGUUUUGGUCGAAUUCAUACGUUGAAACACAAAAUUAUACAUUUUCUCUUUCUGGCUCUUGUGAAUCUUUGUACAAGUGUAUUAGUGUUGUAUACCGAAAAUCGUGAAAUGUAUGUACAUAUGUGCAUCAUGAUGAUCCUUAUAUUGAACCAAUUUAUAAAUAAAUAGAUUGUUAAGUGGCGAAAAACUAUAUUUAAAAAUAUAAUAACAAUUAGUGUAGUCACAAAUUAGUCUUUGCUUAAAAUAUGUGACUGUAUUCAAGUGUAUGGUAAUGCGAAAAUGUGCCAGUGUGCGUAAAGUGACAUACCCUUUACUGGUGUCCGUUUCUUUUCUUUUCUGAAUUGCAAGAAAUCAAAAGUUACAUUACAUCUUAAGACUUAUGUAGACUUAUGUAGAAUGCUGUCAACAACAAUGCCAGUUAGCCCUGCUCAAGCACAGACACAAGCAAACGUUGAUACUUCAACAAGUGCUUCGUCGGUUGGGAUCGGGAUCGGGAUUGGAUCUCCCAAAAGUGAUCCUUUUUCCACAGUAUCCCCUGACCAAACGAAAGCAAUGUCAGACGAUGCGAGUGAGAAAAACGGAGUACCAAAGAAUGGGAAAGAUGGCAUCGGCGCAAGUGGAAGUGCGAGUGGAGUGGGUAACGGUAGCUCUGGAACAGGCACAGCCGAUGGACAACCAUCGUCUUCUGUAGGUUCCAGCAGCAUCAACUCGUGUCUGAUCGCAUCUCCAAACAAUACCAGUGAGCACUCCAAUAGCAGCAAUGUAUCUGCGGUGGCUGCCCUUGCACAAAUGGGUGAUAGCGAUCUUGGCCAGCCGCAGGAUGAGCAUUCGAAGAAGAAAAAGAUGAUUGUCAAGGAUGAAGAUGCGGAAAAUGCUUCCAAUAAAGCUAAGGGCUUAGGUUCUGGAGCUGGCUCAGGAUCGGGACCGGGAUUGAAUGCUACCGUUGCGAUCAAAGAGGAACCCGCCGACGUUUUAACUAGCUUGGUGAAUGUAAAGAAAGAAGAGAAUCACUCACCAAAUAUGUCACCUGUCGGGUUUGGUUCAAUUGGAGGCCCAUCCGGGAACACACAGGAGAGUGUGGUAACGACUGUUAAAAUGGAACUCAAUGUCGGAAGCAGCAGCUCGGAAAAAACGACCACGGCGUUGAGCACUGACGAAAUGGGAGGAAUGGGAGGCAUUGCCUGCAAUCAUUUAAGCUCUGAUUUAAUGAGCGAAACUUCAAACAGUACGCCCGGAUCUAGCGGAGUGGCUUUAAACAUGAACGUUCCACAUGCCACUCCAGGAGGAGCAGGAUGUGUAGUUGGAGUGGGAAAUUUAAUGGCAGGCAAUGGAGGUACAUCUAUCGGCGUGGGAGUGGGAAAUUGCUUGGAUUACAUGCAACAACAGAAUCACAUUUUUGUAUUUUCCACCCAGCUUGCUAACAAAGGAGCUGAAUCAGUUUUAAGCGGGCAAUUCCAAACUAUAAUUGCAUACCACUGCACACAGCCAGCGACUAAAAGUUUUCUGGAGGACUUUUUCAUGAAAAAUCCGAUGAAAAUGAACAAAUUGCAACGGCAAAGCUCGUUAGGAAUACCCUGGAUGGGUAUUGUACCCGGAAUGGCUACAACAGGUCCCAAUCUUGUAUCAAAGUUAUCCCAGCAGCCAACGCCACAAUCGAAGUCGUCAGGCAGUCUCCAAAAGUCACAGGCGCAGUUCAAUCAAUCUGAUAACAGCAAACGUAAUGCUAUGAAUGCUCCUAGUAGCAAUUUUGCUGAUCAAACCGAUACCCUCAAUGAGAACGAUCUAAUGUGCUGGGAGUCAGGAGCGGGAGCGGGUGGCACCGGAAGCGGCUCUGGACCCAACUCUCGAAAUAAUAACGAAAGCUGCAACGGUCCUAAUGAGUCGCAAGCAAUAAAGCUCUUGGAAGCUGCGGGCGUUGACUUAGGGCAGGGCAAGUCUAACGAUUUGAACCUCAGCCACGAGAACAACAUCAUAUCGCUGCAAGGGGUUAAAGUGCCAGACGAGAACCUCACCCCCCAGCAACGGCAGCAUCGGGAAGAGCAGCUUGCCAAGAUCAAGAAAAUGAAUCAAUUUCUCUUUCCGGAGAACGAUAAUGGUAGUGGAGCAAAUCAAAUAAUGGGCAAUCAGCUGUCUAAGUUGCCAACCGACAUGAUGAUGAGCAUGCCUGGUGGAGGCAGUGCGGGAGCCGGUGCCACUAUUGUAAAUCCGCAAAUGCGUCAUAUGCACUUGCCAGGAAACAUGAAGCCUGAACACAUAACAGGCCCAGGACUAUCCGAAGAAGUACUGCUCCCUGGAGAUGUUAUGUCCGAUAUGGGAACUGCGAUGUGCAAUAGCGGUCAAAAAAAUAGCCUGCAGUGCGGGCCAGCACCGGGAGUGACACCUGUAACUGGAGCAGGAUCGAUAAACGUUAACAUGCAAGGCCCAAACUCUGGAGCCCCAAAUGGCAAUUUGAUGGGUAAUUCAUCAGAUUUGCUGGGUUCGUUUGGAAACACGAACUGCGGCAUAGGCAUCAUAGGAACUGGGCCAGAUAUGUCUAAAGGAAUGCCAAAUCAACUGCAGGAUGGGUUAUCUCAGGCGCCCCAAGCGGGAAUGGCCCAAAUGGAGUGGUCCAAAAUACAACAGCAAUUUUUCGAAGAGCGCUUGAAAGGAGGUAAAGCCAGACCAGGGACAGGACCUUCAGGGCCUCUAAUAGCACAAACACAUCAGCAGUCUACCGGCAGCAAUCAGGUGCGAAACUCCCUCCAAGGACCUCCGCCGCCAUAUCAUUCUACUCAGAGAUCGGCUUCGGUUCCGAUUGCCACUCAAUCUCCAAAUCCAUCGAGUCCAAAUAACUUAUCCCUGCCUUCUCCACGAACUACUGGUGCUGCUAUGGGUUUACCGGCCAAUUCACCCAGCAUGGAGGGUCCGGGGUCAGUGCCGGUGUCGACCACAACAGCAGCAGCGGUGGCAGCUGCGGCGGUAGCCACGUCGCAAGCAAACACAAUGGCGGUGCACUCAGGGUCGAAGAACUGUUUUCAGGCGGACGCGGCCUCGCCAUCAAAUCAGAACUCGAAUCCCAAUCGAAAUCGAAGUAGCGGCACAUCAGGAGUGCUAAAUCAUCUAAACAGUAAUCCGAGCACGCCACUAUCUCAUCUUUCCCCGAAGGAAUUGGACUCGUUUAACCAAUCAAAUUCUAAUUCUGGAGAUAAUAUGAAAAAUAGACGACCUAGCCCACAUCGUCCACGUUCUCCAGGAAAUUGUCUUAUAGAUGCAAAUAUGGAAACCCGAUUUGCAGCUUCUAGUCCUGGCGUGAAUUUUAAUCCACAUCCACAUAUGCAAAGCAAUACAAAUACAGCAUUGAAUGCCUACAAAGUAUCCUCUUCAAAUAUUGCCAUGGAGCGACAAAAUUCUGCGCCUGGUGGUCAGGUGCAAUUUAAUCGGCGUUCUGAUAAUAUUCCACUGAAUCCGAACAGUGGUAAUCGCCCGCCACCAAAUAAAAUGGCUCAGAACUUUGAUCCAAUAUCGUCAUUAGCACAGAUGUCCCAGCAGCUUACUAGCUGUGUUUCUAGCAUGGGAAGUCCUGCCGGCGCUGGUGGGAUGAAUAUGAUGGGAGGAGCCGGACCAGGACCAGGACCGGUUGAUAUAAAUAUUGAUCAUAGUAUGAUGUCCGGCAUAGAUUCAACUAGCAUGGAUGCCAUGAAUGCUCAAAACAGUUGUCAUCCCAUGAAUCCCUUGAUGAAUCCGAUGGGUCAACGUAUGCUGAAUCCGAAAAUGUGCAUUCCAGGUGCCCCUCCUGGAUUUAACCCUAAUUCUCCCAAUGGUGUUAUCCGGGAGGGUUUAGGGCCUGGCCCUGGCACUGGACCAGUCCCGUCACAAGGUAAUGCUCCGAAUUUCCAUGGCAUUCUACCACCUGGCGCGCGCUUAAUGGGUCGAAUGCCAGUCAAUUUUGGAUCAAACUUUAAUCCAAAUAUACAAGUAAAGGCUAGUACACCAAAUACCAUACAGUACAUGCCAGUCAGACCACAGAACGCAAACAAUAACAAUAAUAAUGGAGUAGGUAAUGUUCGAAUGCCACCUAGCCUGGAGUUCUUGCAGAGAUACGCAAACCCGCAAAUGGCUGCAGGUGGUAAUGGUCCACCAUCAAUCUGUCCUCCACUGGGAAGUGAUGGUGGAAUGAUGGUUGGACCAGGAGCAGGACCCAUGCUUAUGAACACCUCCACCGAGCAGCAGCAGCAGCAAAACAAGAUGGCAAACAAUCCAGGUAAUCCUGGAAACAGCAUGGGCUUUUUCCAAAAUUGCAAUCAAUUAAGUGUCAUGGAGGAAGAUGCAACGCUGGCAGGUCAUGAUAUGGGAAUGGGAAUUGGGCAACAGUCGAUGAUACGCGGCAUGCGCCCACAUGGAAUGCGCCAACACGGAAUGGGCCCCCGUUUACAAGCCCCCGUCGGCAACUUAAUUAAUAGACAGCAGAUUCAGUUCACACACACUGCAGAUGGGCAGCUUGAUUGCGGAGGCGACCCCACUGCUAUUUUUAAUAACGCACCCUGUAAUAGUUCUGGACCCGGUCCCGGUAUGUUUUCAUCAUCACAACAAUCCAAUCACACAAAACCUCUGCACCUGAAGUCGAUGACUAGUGGGAUGUGCCAAAAUCCAACGGGUGUAGGUGUCGGUGUUGGCUCUGCACCGGUACAAGCUCAAAUACAGGCACAGGGGCAGGGCCAGUCUAUAAUCGGGCCCAGCAACAAUAACAUAAUGUCAGGUGCCAGUAAUAGCACAUCCAAUGGCGCGACUGGCGUUAGUUUUGUUGGUCCCUCUUCAAACGAUCUAAAGUAUGCACAGCAAUAUCACAGCUUCCAGCAACAGCUUUACGCAACCAACACAAGGAGUCAGCAACAACAGCAGAUGCAGCAGCAGCAAGGCAACAUGAUAGCGAUGCCACCUAACUUGUCACCCAAUCCGGCAUUUUUUGUGAAUAAAUAAGAGUUUGCAUAGCCUGUUUACCUACAACUACUACGCAACUGCAGUCCUUGCCAUGAUUCAGAUACUAGUCUCCAUUAUCAAGCAUCCAUCUCUAAAGAAGGUUUUCGUUAAGCUUAUUAUCGUAGAUGUUUUAGAUGGGGAGCAACAAUUGAAAGAAACAUUCUGAAUACCAAACAGAGAUGUAUCCCAUCCGUAUAUUGUGCAUGUAUUUUACGGACUAUGUAAGAAUCGACUUGCGAUUGUGUAUAAAUGAUUGGCUAUCGAUCUAUCAGUUAUUCAAAUGCAGCUGUCUUUGUAUUUUUAUUUGAAAGCUGCUCUCUGUGUUAAAUGCAAUUAAGAAAAUCUAUGUAAAAAUCUAAUAUAAACAAAUUACUCUCAACUCUAUUAUAUCCAAUUUUAAGAUGACUGUAAAUUCUUCCAUUAAAAAGAUAAUUAACGCAACUUG
This is a messenger RNA of Drosophila miranda, 5542 nucleotides long. RefSeq names its product protein BCL9 homolog (gene lgs). The record is from RefSeq and is a predicted model, not a curated record. The transcript has 6 exons. Lineage: Eukaryota; Metazoa; Arthropoda; Insecta; Diptera; Drosophilidae. Bases 538 to 5097 code for a protein of 1519 amino acids.